Molecule: messenger RNA, 1372 nt
Organism: Paramecium pentaurelia
Lineage: Eukaryota; Ciliophora; Oligohymenophorea; Peniculida; Parameciidae
Source: the annotation of a GenBank genome assembly
AUGGGUAACAAAUAAUGUUAGGAAUCUUUAUCAAAGUCAAAGUCAGAUAUCAGACCUUUAGAUGUUAAGAAAUGUAUAAGUAUUAAAAGAGAUCCUCUAACUGGAAAAUUAAUUGGGGUUCCAAAGGAAUGGGCAUCUCAUCUUGAUGCUGAUCAAUAAUAAGUUGUUGAGACAAAUAAAUUACCUGAAGAAGUGAGAACUCAUAGAUUACCAGAUUGUAUUCUAGAUAUAAAGAAUUCUAUAGAAAACUAAAAGAAUUUGAAACAAUAAUUGAAAAUUGACACAGAUGCAAAUUUAUGUUUGAUCGGUCUUAAUGUAGAAAUAGAAAAAGAAAUAUAUAAUAGUGGUGUAAGUAGAAAUGAAAUUGUAAAAGACACAGUAAACUUUAUCUCAAUACUUGAAAUAUAUGAUGGAAAAGAAUUAUCAUCAAAAUAAACCUCUAAUGAGGUCAUGACGUAAACAGAUUUUUUGAUUGAAAAUCCUGCUCAAAAAUAUAUAUUUAAUGAAUAGAUAGAAAAAGGGGUAAAUUGUAAGCUUUAUAAAAUUAUUGAUAGACGACUAAAUCAUGUUUUGGUUGCUAAAGUAUUUAAAUUUUAUGAUAAUUUUAAUUGCUAUCGAUUAAAAAAAGAAAUAUCAUUAGUUCAACAAUUAGAAUGUCCAAAUAUUGUGAAGUACCAUGAAACAUAUCUCCAUAGUGGAUGCUUGUAAAAUAUACUUAUAAUAUUAGUUUUAUAAUAUAAGAAUAUAUGAAUUUUGGAAAUCUUAGAAAAUUAAUUAAACUCUUUGAUAAAAAAAUAGAUGAAUCAAUAAUUGGAUAUAUACUUUAUCAAAUAUUGUUAGGAUUAAAAUAUUUACAUUUUAAAGGUAAGAUCCACAAACAUUUAAGUUCUAAGAAAGUAUUGAUAAAUCAAAAAGGAGAUGUUAAAUUAUUGAUUAUGGAUUACAAGAAUUAAUUCAAAAAAAAUAAAGAUCCUUAUUGGAUUGCUCCAGAAAUAAUAGAAUAAUAAAUAAUAGAAGAAGCUUCUGAUAUUUGGUGUUUAGGAAUCAUAGCAUAUGAAUUAUCAGAACGAGAUCCUCCAUAUUUUGAUGAACAUCCUAUAAGAGUUAUGUAUAAUAUUGUAAAUUAACCUGCUCCUAAGAUUAGUAAACAAAGAAGUACUUUAUUUUAAGAUUUCACUCAAAAAUGUUUGAUUAAAGUAAUUUAUUCAUAUAAUUUUAGAAUUAUGAAAAUAGAACCACAUUAAGAGAAUUGUUAAAACAUGAUUUUAUAAUUUAAAAUAGAGAAAAUGGUAAAUAAGGAUUAAUAGAAUUAUGUAAGAGAAUGGAUACAGAUUAGAAAUCCAAACUUAAAAAAAGCUCUAGUUUAAAAUGA